Messenger RNA from Rhincodon typus (whale shark), 1254 nucleotides. RefSeq names its product enoyl-CoA delta isomerase 2. The transcript has 6 exons. NCBI's taxonomy places the organism in Eukaryota, Metazoa, Chordata, Chondrichthyes, Orectolobiformes, Rhincodontidae. The record is from RefSeq and is a predicted model, not a curated record. Gene Ontology annotation, molecular function: fatty-acyl-CoA binding. The coding region runs from base 144 to 881 and encodes 245 amino acids.
AAGCGGCAGCGAGGGGGCGGGUUUUGGAUGAUCCGUCAAGUUCGGCUGAACGGAAAGGGGGCGUGGCGAGGGCAAAAGUCCAAGUGGUCUGACUGUCAAUGCUUGUUUGACACUACGGCCUAGGAUUGGGGGAACCGUUUUGGAUGGCUGCUGCCUUCUUCACCUUGCCGGCUCGGUGGCAGUUGACGAAGACGCUCAGAUUGGUUCAGAAUUUACCAGCGGUUAAACUACAUUUAUCUGGAGUUGCCAUGAUUGCUACAGAAGCUGAAUUUGAGAAAGCAAAGAAUAAGUUGAAGACUUUAAAGAACGAUCCUGGAAAUGAAGUAAAAUUGCAAAUAUAUGCAUUGUUUAAACAGGCUACUCAAGGUCCUUGCGAUUCACCAAAACCCAGUAUGUUGGACUUUGUCAACAAAGCAAAAUGGGAUGCUUGGAAUUCACUUGGCAAAACACCCAAGGAGGAAGCUCGACAAAAAUAUGUUGACCUCAUAGAAACAUUGGUUUCCGCAGAAAUCCCCAACCAAAGUGAAGCAACCACCACAAGAGAUGUAAAGUCAUCAUUCCAGACAAUAAAUGUCACAAGUGAAAACAACAUCACCACUAUUCUUCUAAACAGACCAGCUAAAAAAAAUGCUAUUUCAGUACUGAUGUAUGAAGAAAUUAUGAAAGCACUUGAACAAGCUGCAAAAGAUGAUUCUACACUGACUGUAAUGACAGGUUACUUUCAGUCUCUGGCCUUUUCAAAGCAGCUAAUAAGAGAUGUUGAAAAGGAAAAGCUGCAUGCUGUCAAUGCCCAAGAAUGUGAGCGACUCGUGGAAAGAUGGUUAUCUGAAGAGUGCAUGAACGCCAUAAUGGGCUUCUUUGCAAAGAAGUCAAAAUUGUGAUUUUAUUUCCCCACUGUUCAGUAAUUGACAUCCAGAAACCUAAAUACUAGUUAUGAUUGCAGAAUAUUUCUGUUAUUAAUCUUUUAGAUUGUUAGCUUUUUUUGUCAAUAUUUCAUUGCAAUGUAAUUAUUAAUUGGUCAGCCAUACUGCUAGAUGUUUUUUCUAAUUGUUUUCAGAAAUGUAUAACUUUAAACAUUCAGUCUUAUGUGUGAUUAUUAAUUUGGAAAAUUAUGGAUGGCGAGGAGGGAAUGAAUUGAAAUCUGAAAUACUAUCAGAAUGUGUGAAAGUUAGAUGAUUUGCUAAUACUAUGUCACUCUUCUACAUUUAAAAUCUGUAAUUUUGCAUCAUAAAUGGAUAAUGCCAAAAACAAUGA